AUGGAGCGUGUGAACAAAAUCUAUCACUCAUCGAGAAAUUUUAUGUUCAAAUAUAUCAUCGCGCUACUAUGGACGGGAUUCAAUUUUGUCGUAUUCUGUAAGGCGUUCAGCAACUAUCAUCACGACGUGGAGUACUACUAUCUUAGUCGAAUUCUUGGGAAUGGAUUGUGCGUAUCACGUGGAACAGCACCCGUACUUAACGUGACUAUGGCCCUGGUAACAUUGCCCACUUGCAAGACGUUUAAUUUACUCCUCCACAAACUGUUCGGACGAUGGUCUACGCGUUUACUGGUUCAUUAUCUGGAAAAGACAAAGGUUCUACAUUUGAUAUUGGGUUACAGCUUGUUAAUAGUUGCGAUUGUACACAGUGUGGCACAUUUCGUGAACAUCGUUAACUUUGUGGACAACUAUGACGAACGCUACCGGGAAAUCAACUGGGCGAAUGGGCCAGAUGACAACAUUCUGCGGCUGCUGUUCGCUACUCCUACCGGGUUUUCGGGCUGCAUCAUGCUGGUAACGCUGGUAGCAAUGGCUUACCUAGCACGACGCUCGGUGCGCGAUCGGUUUUACAACAGCUUCUUUACCUCGCAUCAUCUGUUCCUUGUAUUUUAUGGGAUGAUGUUUUAUCAUCCGCUAAGCAACAUCAUCAAACAUCAGACCAACACCGAUAGGCAUAAGAUGAUGUGCGAUCUUGUCGAUAACAUAACGCUGCACAGCAACGAGGACUUGCUGGCACUGUGCGAAGAACCUCCACAGUUUGCUGCCGAUGUGAAGCGAGCGUGGAUAUGGCCACUGGCAGGAUUACUGAUCUACCUGGUGGAUAUCUCUUUCCGGUAUCUAAGUACCCACUCGGAGCGCUACCGUGUAGCGACUGUCCAGACGUAUGCAAUGACGGGACAUGCGGUACAUCUACGGUUACAGUUUUGUCGAAAGUCCCGACCCAAGAUCCUGCCCGGACAGUACGUGCUGUUGCAGUGUCCUGCCAUUUCGACACUUGAGUGGCAUCCUUUCACGAUAACGGAGCUGCCUGCCGAAGGUCGGAACGAUAUUGCCCUCACGAUCAAGGUGCGUGGUGACUGGACCGAGGAGCUGUACGGACGCAUUGUACAGCGCGAACAAUGCAAGCGAAAUCUGGGUGGUGUUGAUCCGUAUCGGCGAAUAGAAUUCCUGCUAGAUGGACCGUACCCUUCGGUCAUGAGCAAUAUGCUUGACUGCAAGAGAAUUCUUUUCAUCGGUGCUGGCGUUGGCAUUACACCGUUCGUUACCAUUAUGCGGCUGCUAUUCAAUACAAAUGUUGACCAACCUGCUCGAGUUCAUCUCGUUUGGAUUGCACGCAGUUUGGAACCGUUUCUAUGGUUUGCGGAUGAGAUUGCCCGUUUGCAAGAGAAGUUCUGGAGCCAAAACAAACCGGAUCGCUUUUGGGUGAAGCUGUACUGGACGCAAAACUACGAUGAACAUCUGCUGGCGGAAUGUUUUGGCGACAUGCCAUCGAUCAAGUCACGGAUGCACCGGGGACGGCCGAACUGGAGCGAAGUCUUCAUCGAUCUGGUUACACUUUAUCCGAAAAAAUCGGUAUCCGUUUUUAGCUGCGGCCCGAAGGAGCUGACGAAAGAGAUUCGACUGAAGUGCAAGGAGUACAGCAAACAUGGCUGCAAGUUAAGCUAUUUUCACGAAGGAUUCGGAUAG
This is a messenger RNA of Anopheles marshallii, 1686 nucleotides long. Its product is annotated as NADPH oxidase 4-like. The transcript is spliced from 10 exons. Gene Ontology annotation, molecular function: superoxide-generating NAD(P)H oxidase activity. The coding region runs from base 1 to 1686 and encodes 561 amino acids. NCBI's taxonomy places the organism in Eukaryota, Metazoa, Arthropoda, Insecta, Diptera, Culicidae. Gene Ontology annotation, biological process: superoxide anion generation; defense response. The record is from RefSeq and is a predicted model, not a curated record. Gene Ontology annotation, cellular component: NADPH oxidase complex; plasma membrane.